GUCCGCAACCGUCGAUAAAUACGGACGCUCAAUGAGGACUAUAGCAAUACAAACCUGCAUGCUAGUCUUGUGAGUGCUUCCUUACAAUUCCUUUCUCAAAUUUUCAAUAAUAAGAGAGAAAAGAAGAUGAGUGGAGGGAGGAGAAAUGAUGAGAAGGAUAACAAGGAAGCUGAAGAAGGAGGAUGGGCUUCCACGUUUUUCAAAAUCGCUGGAGCAGCCGCCGCAACGGCAGUCGCAGUGGGUGGCAUAUACAGUGUCCUAAACCAACCACAAGCUGAAGUAGCACCAUAUGGAAUGCGUCAACCUGAUCAUGAUGUUGUGAUACUGAAAGUGGACGGUUCCCUUCUGCCAGGAAAAGCAGGCUGUGGUGGAUACCUAAGCAGUGCAGCACAGAAAUGGAUAUGCGGUUUCUCUCAGAAGUUGGAUCCAAGUUUAAGAGAAGAUGAAACUGAGAGACAGGCCAUUCUAAAUGGUUUGAAAUGGGUUAGGGGAAAGGGAAAGAAGAAAGUUGAGGUGAAAUCGGAUAAUUAUGGGGUUGUGGAUUUGGUGAAUUCUGUACGUAGAUCUAAUGAUCCUGUUAUAGGUGGAAUAAGGGAACUUCUUGGUAGUAAUGAUUGGGAAGCCAAGUUGAGUUGGAUCCCUGGUGAUGAAAACAAAUUUGCUGACAGACUUGCUCAUAUAGCUCAUGGAUUACCUUCUUUUGAACUGUGUGAGAUUGAUUCUGCCCCUCGAAACUGUGCCGACCUGCUCUAGCUACUUUCAGUGUUAGUUAUUCUGAUGAUGUUUUUACUAUGUGUUUGGUUAUGGUUAUGGUUAUGGUAAUGGUUAUGGUAAUGGUUAUUAGUUAGUUAUGUUCAAUUCAGUUUUCUAUUUAUGUUUGUAUUGCUCAAGUCUUACUUUCCCUUUAAAGAGGUUGAAAGCAUGUAAUCACUAUGUUAUAUUAUAUGUCUGUUAUGUGUUUUGUAUUGUAAUGAAAUCU
Molecule: messenger RNA, 979 nt
Organism: Vicia villosa (hairy vetch)
Lineage: Eukaryota; Viridiplantae; Streptophyta; Magnoliopsida; Fabales; Fabaceae
Exons: 2
Coding region: 127-753 (208 amino acids)
Molecular function (GO): nucleic acid binding; RNA-DNA hybrid ribonuclease activity
Source: RefSeq, a predicted model, not a curated record